Pimephales promelas (fathead minnow) is the source of this 7867-nucleotide messenger RNA. RefSeq names its product ATP binding cassette subfamily A member 5 (gene abca5). Gene Ontology annotation, molecular function: ABC-type transporter activity; ATP hydrolysis activity; ATP binding. Gene Ontology annotation, cellular component: membrane; intracellular membrane-bounded organelle. The record is from RefSeq and is a predicted model, not a curated record. Gene Ontology annotation, biological process: transmembrane transport; lipid transport. Lineage: Eukaryota; Metazoa; Chordata; Actinopteri; Cypriniformes; Leuciscidae.
AGCUGAUGGCAGCAGAGCAGAGGCGCAAGUAUAGUGUUGACAACGCCACCUUGGAUCUAUUCCCUUUUGUUAUUUAUUUCCUAAAGGUUAUUUAUUUGGAAAGAACAAAGCGAAACCGGAGAAAAGGAAAGACAUGUCUUAAUGUAUUUCAUACCUGAGUCUGAUCCAUGUGCCAGUCAGCUGAAGCAUGCUGGAAGUAUGCAGCCCAUAACCAGAAGAGAUGCCGGAGUCUGGCAUCAGACGAGGAGCCUGCUCUACAAAAACCUGCUGAUCAAAUGGAGGACCAAACAACAGAGUCUCCAGGAGCUGAUCUUGCCGUUGCUCCUCCUGGGCCUCCUGAUCCUCAUCAGCACCCUCAACCCUCAUGUCUCAUACGGCAGUAUCAGCACUAAGGAGCUGGAGUAUGAACGGGACCUGACGCUCAAAGGUCUUGGCUACACCCCCAUCAACAAUGUCACCAAUCACAUCAUGGAAGAGGUUGCGCGGGAACUGCCUAUGAAUGAGCGAUUAGAUAUGUUCUCCACUGAGGAAGACUUGGAGAAUGCCAGUCUCUAUGAACCUGAUGGCUACGUGGGAGUGGUCUUCUUGGAUUCAAUGUCAUAUCGUCUGCGAUUCCCAUACAACCAGCUUCCUCUGCCUAGUGACUUCACUGAAUCCAUAACAAGCUGUUACACAAACUAUGUCAACUGCCGUGCUGCCAACUACUGGUAUUCUGGAUUCGUACGGCUGCAGUCUCUCAUUGAUGCUGCCAUUAUACAGUUGAAGACCAAACGCCCCGUGUGGAACGAAUUAAAAGUGCGUGCAGUGAUGAUGGGACAUCCAGGUUCAGUGGAGGUCCAGAAGUUCCCUCACGCCCUGAUCUCCAUCUAUCUAGUGCUGGCAUUUACACCCUUUGUGUCCUUCCUUAUUGUCAAUGUGGCUGCUGAAAAAGAGCAGCGGCUGAAAGACACCAUGAGCAUGAUGGGACUGUAUGACUCUGCCUUUUGGCUUUCAUGGGGCCUUCUCUAUGCCGCACUAGUGACGACCAUGUCCAUUCUCAUGGCUGUUAUAGCAACCUGCACGCCCCUGUUCUCCAACAGCAACUUCUUUGUCAUCUUCCUCCUCAUUUUCCUCUAUGGAAUAUCCUCCAUUUUCUUCUCCUUCAUGUUGACCCCUUUGUUUAAGAAGCCCAAGUUUGCGAGUACAGUGGGCUCCAUGCUCACUGUGGUGUUUGGAUGUCUGUCUCUUUUCACUGUGCUGAUGAGAGAUUUCCCCCAGUCAGCUGUGUGGCUCCUCUGCCUUCUGUCCCCCAGCGCCUUCUCUAUCGGCAUUGCCCAGGUGGUGUAUCUGGAAGCUCAAGGGGACGGCGCUGUGUUCUCCACUCUUGGCAUUGGUCCUCACGCACUCUAUGUUCCCAUGGUCAUGCUGUUCUUGGACUGCAUUCUCUACCUACUUGUAGCCAUUUACCUGGACCAAGUGCUACCAGGCGAGUUUGGCACAAGGCGCUCAGUGCUGUACUUCCUACAGCCAUCCUACUGGUCAAAGCGAAGGAAGCGCUAUGUGGAGGUGAGCUCUGUGUACGAGGGCGAGGUGAACGGAACCCCUGUGAAUGAUGAAUCAGUGGAGGCGGUUUCUCCUGAAUUUAGAGGCAAAGAGGUUAUCAGGAUCUGUAAUAUCCGUAAAAUCUACAAGGAGAAAGACAACAAAGUGGAGGCUUUGAGAGGUUUGACUUUUGACAUCUAUGAGGGUCAGAUCACAGCCCUGCUGGGUCACAGUGGAGCAGGAAAAUCCACCCUCAUGAACAUCCUGUGUGGCAUCUGCCCCCCUACAGAAGGCACCGCAACCAUCUAUGGAUCUCCAGUGGCCGAGAUUGCAGAGGGGGCCGAGAUGAAACAGCUGGUUGGUAUAUGUCCCCAGUUCAACAUCAUCUUUGAUGUCCUCACUGUAGAGGAACACCUGAGGAUCUUUGCUGCCAUCAAAGGGAUCCUGCCCUCUGAUAUUGACGGUGAGGUGAGGAAGGUUCUAAAGGAUCUGGAUUUGGAAAAGAUUAUGGAUGCCCAGGCGAAGAACCUGAGUGGAGGCCAGAAGAGGAAGCUCUCUGUGGGCAUAGCAGUUCUCGGAGACCCAAAGGUCCUCCUACUCGAUGAGCCUACGGCCGGCAUGGACCCAGUGUCUCGGCACCAGGUUUGGUCCUUACUGAAGAGCCGUAAAGCAGGCAGAGUUACUGUACUCAGCACUCAUUACAUGGAUGAGGCAGAUAUACUUGCAGAUCGUAAAGCUGUCAUCUCUCAAGGACAGCUAAAAUGUGUUGGUUCCUCUUUGUACUUGAAGACCAAAUGUGGGGUUGGCUACCAUCUCAGAAUGUCUGUGACUGAAGGCUGUGAGGUGGACAACAUCGCAUCACUGGUCAAGAAUCAUGUUCCCAAAGCUCAGUUGUCAAGGCAGCAAGAGGCUGAGCUUACGUUCACGUUGCCUUUCGAGAGCAUGGACACUUUCCCAGGGCUAUUUGCGGAGCUAGACUGUCGACCUGACCUGGGUAUCAUUAACUAUGGUGUCUCCAUGACAACGCUAGAGGAUGUAUUCCUGCGUCUAGAGGCAGAAGCAGAAGUGGAUCAGGCUGACUACAGUGUGUUUAACCAGGAGAAGGUGGAAGAAGAGGGAGACUCAUGCUCUCUGGAUGACACGGACCAGAGGCUGCUGACGUUUUCAGACAGCAGGCAGGAUGCAGUAACCGGUCAUGCCCUCUGGAGGCAGCAGUUUAGCACUGUGGCCUGGCUGCACAUGCUCAACCUUCAGAGAGAGAGAAAACCGAUUAUAUACAAUUUGACGCUGUUCCUGGUUUUCUUGUGUGCAAUGCUGAUUCUAUCUGUGGCCACAGGAAACAUUCAGAUUCAUUCUCCUGAAAGGCUGUUUUCACCUAUAUACCUGCUGCGCCGCAACGAGGCUCCUCAUAAAUACACCAGCAGCCUGCUUGUGCAAAACUCCUCCUAUUCUGACCUGACAGGUUUCAUCCACAAUCUGGAGUCUCAAGACAUUAAAGUGGAAAUGAUGAAUAAACCAGACUACAUGUCUGCUGCGCCUGUCAGCGCCGCCAUCAAUGUGACUGGAUCCGGGAAGGAUUUUAACUACAUUUUAGCAUUUAACAGUACCACCGUGCACUCCUUGCCCAUGGCUGUCAAUGUGCUCAGUAACGCCCUCCUCAGGGGCUUUAACGGCACUGGACGCAUUAGAACAUGGACUAAACCUUUCGACUAUCAAAUCCCAGAUAAGACGUCCUACGCCCUGGUUUACAUUGAGGCUGUAAUUCUUGGGAUGCUGGCUGCUGGGAUGCCUGCCUACUUUGCAAUGGACCACACACGAGACAGAGAGUUGAAGUGUCGCUCGACCUUGAGGAUCUCUGGUCUUGUUCCUUCGGCGUACUGGUGUGGUCAGGCAGCGAUCGAUGUCCCUUUCUAUUAUCUCAUCUUAACCUGUAUGACCAGCACCCUGUUUGCCUUUCAUUCUACAAACCUGCUUACCUCCCAUAACAUCAUGUCUGUGGCUCUGUGUCUGAUUGGCUUUUCUCCAGCCAUGGUUCUCUUCACAUACUGCGUGUCGUUCAUGUUUGUCAGAGUCCAGAGCAAUAGGGACUUCUUCUCAGUGUUGUCCAUGAUGUUGUGUGUGGUCUCUGCAUCCAUAGUCCAGCUGGCUCUUGUGAAUGAAAAUUCUGGUGUCGCUCGUCUACUGCACAAUGCACUGUGUUUCUUCAGUCCACUUUACCCUCUUAUGGGCUGCCUUAACUGCAUUACCAUGGCCACCUUUCUUCAGUCCCCUCAUGAUGAUGAUUUCCUGUGGAAGAACCUCUUCAUCUCUGUUGUGGCUCCGUAUAUCCAGUGUAUCCUGCUGCUCUUUACCCUGAGAUGUCUGGAGAUCAGAUAUGGAGGGAAGACCAUGAAAAAUGACCAGCUCUGCAGGAUUUCCUCCCAAGCAAAGAGCAAAGCUCAGCGGAACCCAGAGGAGAGUGUGAGUGAGGAUGAGGACGUUCAGAUGGAGAAAGCUCGAGUGAAGGAGGCGUUGACCUGUCAGUGCUGUGAGGAGAAGCCAGUGGUGGUGGUGAGUAACCUCAGGAAACAGUACAAAGGCAAGAGGGAGGCCUUCUCGCUCAACAAGAGAAGGAAAGUGGCCACUAAGAACAUCUCCUUCUGUGUUCGCAAAGGUGAGGUUUUGGGUCUGCUGGGACCAAAUGGAGCAGGAAAGAGCACUAUAAUGCACAUGCUGUCUGGAGACACUGAACCCAAUGCUGGACAGAUUCUGAUGGGAGAUUAUGGCACAGACUUCCAGCCAGUGGAGAACCCCUUGGAGCAUGUUGGGUACUGUCCUCAGGUGAACCCUCUGUGGCCUAGAAUCACUCUACUGGAGCACCUGGAGAUCUAUGCUGCCAUCAAGGGGCUGCAUCAACGAGAUAUCCCAAACAUCAUUAAGCGUGUUGUAAAUGCUCUAGAGCUAAAGGAUCAUCUUUACAAACAGGCAAAAAACUUGUCUGCUGGGCUUAAGAGGAAGUUGUGCUUUGCACUGAGCAUGCUGGGAAAUCCUCAGAUAGUUCUGUUGGACGAACCAUCUACAGGGAUGGAUCCCAAAUCAAAACAGCGCAUGUGGAGGGCAAUCCGUGCUGCCUUUAAGAACAAACAGCGAGGGGCUCUUUUGACCACCCACUACAUGGAAGAGGCGGAGGCUGUGUGUGACCGUGUGGCCAUCAUGGUUUCGGGUCAGCUGAGGUGUAUUGGCUCAAUUCAGCACUUGAAGGGGAAGUUUGGCAGAGGCUACAGCCUAGAGAUUAAUCUCAGGGAGGAGCUCACGGGUCUCCAGCAGGUAGCGCUGUUGCACAAAGAGAUACUGAAGAUAUUUCCCCAUGCUGCUCGUCAGGACAGUUUUGCCACUCUAAUGGUGUAUAAAAUCCCAAUGGAAGAUGUGAAGUCACUAGCCAAGUCAUUUGCUCAGUUGGAAAGUGCUAAACAGAACUUUCAAUUUGAAGAGUACAACUUCUCCCAGUCAACCCUUGAACAAGUUUUCAUGGAGUUCGCUAAAGAGCAGGAGAAAGAAGAGGAGGAAGUCGGAUCGCUUAGCACGACAUUUCAAUGGCAGAGACUGAGACAGGAUGGCCCUAUAUCCAUCAAUCACGCUGACAGCAUAGUGCACCAGCUAUGAGGCAAUCCUGUCCUGCCUUCCCUGAAGCGUUGUGCCCUUUUCUCUCCGUCUCUCUCUUUCUAUCACUCCGCAUGUGCCGUCCUUUGCCUUAAGAUGGAUGGGACACUCAGGACAAUAGUAUGGAGACUCCAGUGGCCACUUGCACACAUACGUGUGGGCUGUGAUACUCGCUUUGGCUCUGGUACUGGCACUUGCUCAGAUACGAUCUGACACGCAACUCGCGCGUCAGCUGUAGAUGCCGAGCUAGACUUGGCAGUUCUUUUUUUUUUUUUUUUUAUGAAGAUUUUUAUUUUUUAAAUCGAACUUCUUAUACCUUUUUUUCACCCAUUGUUGUGCAUCGUGCUCACAUUCUGUUGUCAAAAUACACUACUUCAGUCACUGGGAAAUUAGUUGCAUGGAGCAGGUUCCACGUUAUUGAAGCGGUACCAAAGUCUCACUCACAUCGACACCAAUACAGUGCGUUUUGGUGUCUGUAGCAUGGUAUAUAAACGUGUGUAUGUACAGCUAUAUAACUCAAUUAUCUAUGUGUACUGUUGUAAGGUAAAUUUUCAGACUGGAGAAUCUCAUGGCAAAUUUUCUGGCAGCAUUAACACUGAGAUUUACCAGCAUGUAGUGGGCUGCUCUCGAUUCUUGUUACCAUUUUUAGGGCGGAGUGGCCCUGCCGGUGCAUGAAGCCUCUUCUGUCUCUGCUGCACCCGGGAGAUCUCCAAGACUCCUUUCUAAAACACCAGCACAUGUUUCAGGCCUUCACACAGAGCUCUCCAAAGAAAAACAGGGCUAAGCACUCACAGCAAGCAAGCGAGUGGGUUGAAAUCAAGACGAUGUAGAGCUUCUCUCGGUCAUCCCUUUUCCAUCUCGUCGUCAGGUGGCCUUCCUAUAGGAGCAGUUUAAAAUCAGUAGCUUGCUCACAAUACGUACCAUACCAUGUAGCACUCCAGAUUAGUUGCAAACUGCUGAGUGGUCUUAUUUUGUUUGUUCUGUUUUAAAUGAAAGCAAAUCUGCUUUAUGAACUGAGCACUGAAUGUACAGUGGUACUUUUUGCUGACUUUUCAUGGUGAGCCAUGGGAUGUGGAUUAAGUAUCCAGUUUAAGUCGUCACUUUUAAAUGAUUUGGAAGGCUUUUAGGCUCAUUUUCAGGUGGCUGGUUCUUGGUUAAGAGGGUUAAUCUUAUGCUUUGGAAAAUUUUUGAUUAAACCAAUGAUUAAACGAUCACCUCUAUGUUGUGUAAGUGAAAUCCCUAAAUUGAUUUCCCUGUAGUGCAAUGGACCGCAUUGGUGAAUACUGUACCUUUUACAAAUUAAUCAUAUACAACAAUGUCUAAACUUUUUUUUUAUUAUUAUUAUAAUAGGUAAUACUUUUAAUUAAAUAAGGUUCUAUGCAUUAGUUAAUGCAGUAGCUGGUUUGGAAUAUAUUGGAAACAAAACGUGUUUUUUGUUAAAUUUUAGGUUUAAUUAAUGUUUUAUCACCAAACAUGCAUUAACUAAUGUCAACUAAUAGAAGAUUAUUGUAAAGUAUUACCAAUUAAAGUUAUUCUUUAUUAGCGAGAGUGGGCUGCCAUUCUCAUUUCUCUCUCUUCGUGUUGGUUGAAGUAUUUAAGCUGAUAAACCAAUGUGUUCUACUCUCAACUGAAAGUGUUCUGGUUUCAGAACUCUGCAAACGUGUUUACACUCAGUGCAUCUUUCUGAUAUUCCUUUGUCCUGUAGAUUUGUCCUUAUCCAGCUUCUAGCGAUGGUGAUCCAGAACUGGAUGUUGUUGGCAUAAAGAACUCUGUCCCAAGUGCUGGUUCUCUUGUUGGAAGAACUUCUGAAAGUUGUUUGCUAGAUGUUUCAUCAUGGUUACCCUUGAACAAAUCUGUUGUAGAUAGUUAAGUUUUCGGAUUAUACUCGGUUGGAAAUAUAUAGGUACUUUUAAAUUUUCUGGACAUUUAACCCUAGUUGAAUGUGAAUCGGUGUAUAAAGUGUUGUGUGGAGCGGUCCGCAAAAAUUGUAAUCGAUGCCAAGUUGGCAAGUGAUGUGGACUAUAUGCAUUUUAUUUUUUGGCUUCAUCUUCCUAAGUUUGAUUUACAGCAAAUCAAACUCUUGUCUAUUUUUAGAGAUUCUCAAUGCAACUUACGUAGCAUUUAAGGUAUCUCAAAGUUUUUAAAUGAACGAUGUCUUUUGAAUCAGAUCUUUGGGAAAUAAUGAUGGUUGACGCAGUGAAUUUUUAGGGGGGAGAGAAUUGUAAUUUUUGCACAAAUAUAGCCUGUCAUGUCAGUAAUGUAUACAAUUUUCUGUAAUGUUUAACACUGACCAGUUUAGUCUCCUGGACUGGGUUGGAAUGGGAUGAUUAUAUUGAACACUCUCUAACAUCUAUUUAACCAAUACCUUUAUUCCCUCCAAAGUGCAAUAUAUGAAUACUUGUGCGUGUGAGUAAUUAAUGCAUUAUGUAGACGUGUCAUUGCAAACUGCAAUAUUAAUGUCGUCUCUCUUGUGAUCUCAGAUGUCUUGCAGUACAAUGUAGCCACAAAUCUAUAAUCUUUUAGAACGCUUCGCACUCUUCGCUAGUGCCCGUUUCCUGCCGUUUGUAUGCAAAAAUUCUGUUUGACAAUAAAUUGUAUUCAUGAUGUGAAUGUGAAUAAGUUGCACAUAUUUCACUAGUGUAUAUUAUUUGAUUUAAUUAAGCCUGUUUUUUAGCACUAAGAUGGUUAAUAUAUACUCCAAUUGUUA